Messenger RNA from Anopheles stephensi (Asian malaria mosquito), 1067 nucleotides. RefSeq lists its product as uncharacterized. The coding region runs from base 280 to 654 and encodes 124 amino acids. NCBI's taxonomy places the organism in Eukaryota, Metazoa, Arthropoda, Insecta, Diptera, Culicidae. The transcript is spliced from 2 exons. The record is from RefSeq and is a predicted model, not a curated record.
GGGUAGCUUCGUUUUCAUUCCUUAGCCACACCUCACAGCACUGAUAGAGCCAUCAGCGCGUGAUGUUCUCUCGUCAGCGUUAAUCGAAGCACAUUACAUUGAAUGUGUUCACCGCCUAUGAUGCAUAAUCCCACGAAUUCCUUGAGCUGUCACUUCAACGCAUCUAAACGUUGUUUAACGUAUUCAAAAAAAAGUCCGCCACUCGAUCAUUGUUGAGCAGUUUUUUGAAAACAGCAUUUUAAGAAGCUGGCACGUAUCGUUCGGUGGUCAGUGUUCAUCAUGCAAGUUAUUCGUGUGGUUGCAUCGUUGGGAGCUCUGCUAGCACUGGCAGAAUGUGUUCCGGUAGAGGCGAUGGGCCAGGACUCCGAACUAAUCGACUAUGAAAGUGUCCAGGGUCAGGAAAUGUAUCGAUUUAAAUAUGAGACGAGUGAUGGACAGUUUCGCGAAGAAGUUGGAAUGCUGGUGAACGUUGGAACGCCGGAACAGGAGCUCAUGGUGAUGGGACAGUACGGGUUCAAAAGCAAGGACGGUGGUACGAUGGUUAUGGUCAUGUACACCAGUGGCAAGAAGGGCUAUCGGGCCCGCACGGUAACGAGAAACUCAAGGGAUGCGGACUUAAGGAACAAAGCAUUCCUUUCAUUGUUGAUGGGAUGAGUUUUAUUUAAAGAUAAGCGUUUUUAAAUUAUAAUAAGUCGUCGUCGUCGUGUAAGAAAAUGUUGUACUUUUUUAGAGACAAAACUCCUCAGGAAGACUCUAUAUAAUUGCUUUGCCAUGUAUUAAAGAGGUAAAAUUAAGAAAAUGGACCCAACCAAACAUCGAACAAGAUAAUUUGAGCUGAACGCUCAAUUUAACUAUUUAAAUUGAACAUUUUUUGUUCAUUUCUUGGUUGAAUCAAAUAAAAAUUCCGUGUAAGUCCCACGCCUUAGAAACUUUGUAUCUAAUCAGAGACAGCAUCUGGUCCCGAUAAUAGUGCCGCAAUGUACUUUACAUAGUGUUUAGUACCAUCUGGUUUACGGUAGGUGUACCACCCUUAAAAAUAAAAAAGGAGCACAAUAAACCAACUAAAA